AUGCCGGUCGAAAAUCUCGAAGAUGAAGGUUUGCCUAAAAAUCCUAACCUUGAAUUAACAGCUUGGCGUUUCACCCUUAACAAUCCAGAAGGAAAACAUAAGGAAGAUGCAAAGAAACGGCUUAUGGACGCCAUCAAAGAGAACGGUAUGUCACGAUUGGGCAUUUAAUAUUGCAUUUAAUAUCCGCAACCCCCCGGUUGAGGAACCAUGGAAUUCUCCAGGGGUAAGUUAUAAAAAUUGAGGAUUUCUUUAGGGGUAGAGUAUGCAGUUUUAGGCAAUCUUACGGGGUAAGAAGAAAAGGUAUGUCCUCAACCGUGGGGUACGGAUUUUAAAUGCAAUAGUCCAUUGUUUUGUGCUUUGUCAUCUCGAUCACUCGAUCACAUGUUGAAUGAACACUUCGAUGUCAUGGCAGUAAGAAAUUUUGUUUCUGUUUAUUUGUUAGGCGUCUAGGCAAUCAAGGAAGUUACCAAGGAAAUAAAGAUUUUUUUUUUUUAUUAAUUGAUUAUAACAGGUCUAUCCAAUGCAAGCAUUAUGUGUAGUGACUAAGCUCACAAAAUUUUUCCCUCAUGGGAUCUGACUAAUUUCAGGAAAUAAUUAUAGUAGCUCUGACGCUUGUGCACUCACUGAAGCACUACAUCGAGGAUAUGUCAUCUACACUAUAAAACAACUGAACUUUGCCAUGCAUUGUCUUGCUGACAUCACUCGACUCCAAUAACUUUUCAGUUAGGGCCUAUCCGCCUAGCAGACAAUUAAUUUAGAACUGUCUUUGAAACAUCAAAGCCAAAGAUUAUGUUGUGACAACUUUUAUUUUGAAAAAAAUUCCCCGUGCUGAAAACUCUUAAGAGGCCAUCGCAUCUGUGAUUACUUAAUAAAAAAAGAAUGAUGGCUUUACAACAAAUGAUUGACCAAAAAAAAAUACAUUUUUGUUUACUUAGUCGAUUUUGUCCAGUUUUUACCCUGGACAAUUUUUGUCCUUGGCAAAUUUUCCUGUUUGGGACAAAAUUUGUAAAAUUGCGACAAACUAUCUGCAUUUAAUUUGUUAAUCGUGUUGAUGACCGAAAUUUGUCUAAAUAUACAGCUUUUUCGCUAGUGUGGAUAGGCACUUGGUGGGUGAUAAAAUAAUAAUGUCACUCAUCCAAUAAUUUUCUGUCAUUGGAGAACUGAUGUAAAACUUUGUAAUUUGGUCGGUGCAUUAGUACAUGAUGAAAAAUAAGCUGAGAGAUUGAGGCCAAUUAGUAAUGGACUAUUAUUAUGAAUAAUUACGGAAAAAAAGUUCUGUACAGCUGUAGAUCUUCAGAUGUCAAAUUACAACUCAGAUGUGGGUCUCCAUUUUCUAUAGUCCUUGCCAUCAUCAUUAACAUAAUUUUACAGAGAGGUUUCAAAUUCCAUCACUGAAUCUUUAUAAAUAAUAAUAAUAACUUUAUUUAAAUCUCAAGCUUCUAGCUUAGCACAAGUGCUGAAAGUAAUCGGGGAGACAAAAAAUGGUGGUGGAGUUCACUGUUUGUGACAUGUACAUGUGUGUGAUCUGUGAAUCACGUGACAAAACGUCCCUGUAGAUCACAGGGAGGUCACAACUGGUAUCCCUGUUCAAUGUCAGAGCACAACAAUAAAUUUUGAUGGCUUCCCCCUUCUUUCCUGGAAUUUAAAGCCGCUAUGUUAAAUACAAACUAACUCUUCCUUGGCUAAUAUCAAUAACUUGAUUUUUGUGCAUAUCCUUAAUGUAGACAUGGCACCACUCUAUGAAGAGCUUUGCACAGAGCUUAAAUGGCCUGUUGAUAAACCUUUUCUGGCAAAGAUGCAGGCAAACAAUGAAGAGAAGUUCAAAAAGCUUGAUGAAACCCUCAAAGAUGCCGAGGAAAAUUUAGGAGAGACAGAAAUCAGAGAUGCAUUGUAUGCUAAGGCAGAAUAUCUCUGUCAGAUUGGGGAUAAGGUUUGUACCAAUAAUAGCUUUGAUUUUGUUUCUGUUAGUAGGAUAAAAACCCCUUAUGAUUACUACUUGGGGGUCUCGUCAUCAUUAAUGAGAUGAGUUAAUGCCUUAAGGGUUUUAUUACUCUGUUGUCAGUGAUGAUUAUUUUUAUAUAUUUUAAAAAUGUAUUUUUUUUCCAUUUCCAGGAAAAAGCUCUGACUGUGUUCCGCCUCGCAUAUGAGAAAGCAGUAGCCCUUGGUUACAAGCUGGAUAUCAUAUUUUAUCAAAUUCGCAUUGGCUUGUUUUACCUUGACAAUGACCUUAUCACACGGAACAUAGAUAAAGCCAAGACGUAAGUACAGACUGUCGUACGGUUUCUGACUUGACUAAAGAAAAUCAUCUUAACUCGGAGGCUGUUAGUAUCAAAUGUAUGGACAAUUUUAUCUUUAAUCCCUCCGUUUUAAACUGUUUAUAAUAACAUUUUUUUACAUAACCAAAGUACAUAUAAAUGAUUAUAAGAUUGUAGUUCAUGAGAUUUAUUUGCACACAAUAACUUACAAGAUGAUAAGAUCACCAUAUUUGUCACUUUUGGCUAAUAUUAACUUGUACCAGUAUCUUAGAUUAGCUAAAAUAGUUGUUUAAAAUGAUUGAAAAUAUUUAGGUAUAACUUGUUUUCUAUCAGCCUUAUAGAGGAAGGAGGUGACUGGGAUCGCCGUAACAGACUUAAAGUGUACCAGGGAAUCUACUUUUUAUCCAUCCGCGACUUCAAAUCUGCUGCUAAUAACUUCCUAGACAGUAUAUCAACUUUCACAUCAUAUGAGCUGAUGGAUUACAAGACGUUUGUUACGUAUACUGUACUUGCAAGUAUGAUUGCACUAGAGAGGGUUGACCUAAGACAAAAGGUUGGUUACCAGUCAGCUUCUAAAUAUAUUUAUUUCUCAAUUCUGAAGUUAUGAAAUUUAAUCUUUAUUUCCAGUAUUAUCACAAUAAAGUCUGCUAUAAGUAAAACACCAGAGAUUUCCAAGUCAAAACCUUCCAGUUGGAACCUUUCAUAAAUCUCUCGCAACUGUGGCCCCAUUUUUGGGCUGACAGUUUAAAUAAUUGUCCAUUCUUUUAAACGUCUUGCAAGCAACCACUUGACACAGGAUCUGAUCUCCCUGUUCAUUUUGUGCACUACAACUGUGAUGCUACUUUUAUUUAGAGAAAGAGAAGAGCUAUUAGCAGCAACAUGGAACUUAACAUAUUACAACUUACAUUGCUGUACAAAGAACAGAUACAUGUACAAUGAAAUCUUGUUUCUCAUCUGUACCAGUUUUUUACAAAAGUAUGUAGUUUAAUAGUUUAAUAAAGUUAGUUGUUGAUGUGUGGUAUUAAAACCACUUUCUACUUUGCAAAUGACAAAGAUAUUUCCAUGUUUAGGUUGUGAAUGGUGCUGAAAUAUUAGAGGUUCUUCAUCAGUUGCCAGUUGUAAACCAAUUCCUGACGUCCCUAUACAACUGCCACUAUGCUGAUUUCUUUGUAGCCUUGGGU
Molecule: messenger RNA, 3436 nt
Organism: Porites evermanni
Lineage: Eukaryota; Metazoa; Cnidaria; Anthozoa; Scleractinia; Poritidae
Source: the annotation of a GenBank genome assembly